AUGAAGUUAUCAGUGUCUUCACUCGUAUUUGCUCUUCUUUUCUCAUUUUUAUUGGAAACUUCAGCUUCUACUGAUGAAAACUUUAUUCAGUGCCUGACCCUUCAUUCCGGAAAUGGCAGUAUUUCUAAACUCAUUUACACCUCAUCCAACUCUUCGUAUUCAUCUAUCCUGAAAUCCUCCAUCAGAAACACCAGAUUCUCAACACCUUCCACCCCGAAACCUCAAGUCAUUGUGACACCAUUGUUGGUCUCACAAAUUCAAGAAACACUAAAUUGUUCCCAAAAACAUGGAUUGCAAGUAAGGGUUAGAAGUGGUGGACAUGAUUACGAGGGUCUUUCUUAUGCUUCUCCGGUACCAUUUGUCAUACUUGAUCUGAUAAAUUUUCGAAACAUUUCUGUUGAUGUAGAAAAUAGCUUUGCCUGGGUUCAAUCUGGUGCAACCCUGGGUGAAUUAUACUAUUGGAUUGCCAAUAAGAGUAGAACGCUUGGCUUUCCAGCUGGAGUUUGCCCAACAAUAGGUGUUGGUGGACACUUCAGUGGGGGAGGGUAUGGCACAUUGUUGCGCAAAUAUGGCCUUGCCGCUGAUAAUGUUAUUGAUGCACACUUGAUUGAUGUUAAGGGUAGAUUCCUUGACAGAAAAUCAAUGGGAGAAGAUCUAUUUUGGGCCAUUCGAGGAGGAGGAGGGGCUAGCUUUGGAGUCAUUGUUGAAUGGAAAAUCCAGCUGGUUCUUGUUCCCUCAAAUGUGACUGUGUUCACAGUCAAUAAGAACUUGGAACAAAAUGCAACAAAAAUUCUUCAUCGGUGGCAGUAUGUUGCAGACAAGUUUGAUACAGACCUCUUCAUUCGUGUAAUCUUAAGUGCUGUUAGUUCUAGCCAAAAAGGGAAUAGGACGGUACAAGCUUCGUUCAAUUCCUUGUACCUUGGAGGGAAGGAUAAGCUCCUUCCAUUGAUGCAAAAGAGCUUUCCUGAGCUGGGUUUGGUGAGUGAAGAUUGUACAGAAAUGAGCUGGAUUCAAUCUAUCCUCUACUUUGCUGGAUUCCCAAGUGGGCUAUCCCCAGAUAUUUUGCUAAACAGGGAUCCUUCAAUAACCCAUUUUAAAGCAAAAUCUGACUAUGUGAAGAAUCCCAUUCCUGAAGUUGGGUUGGAAGGGAUUUGGCAAAGACUAUUGGAAAAAGAGGCAGCGGCAGCGUUACUGAUCCUCAGUCCAUAUGGAGGAAGAAUGGAUGAAAUUUCAGAGUCUUCAAUUCCUUUCCCACAUAGAGCUGGCAACAUCUACAAAAUCCAACACUUGGUGUAUUGGACAGAAAAAGGGACUGCAGCAUCUGAACAAUAUAUGAGUUGGAUAAGAAGGCUUUACGAUUACAUGGCGCCCUACGUUUCUAAGUCUCCAAGAGAAGCAUAUAUUAAUUAUAGAGACCUUGACAUAGGAACAAAUAACAUAAGCAACACAAGUUAUAGCCAGGCAAGCAUAUGGGGUACUAAAUAUUUUAAGAACAACUUCGAAAGGCUGGUGCAAGUGAAGACUGUGGUAGAUCCCGCUAAUUUCUUUAGGAAUGAACAAAGCAUCCCACCUGUUUCAUACUAG
This is a messenger RNA of Quercus robur (English oak), 1584 nucleotides long. RefSeq names its product tetrahydroberberine oxidase-like. The record is from RefSeq and is a predicted model, not a curated record. Gene Ontology annotation, molecular function: oxidoreductase activity; FAD binding. Lineage: Eukaryota; Viridiplantae; Streptophyta; Magnoliopsida; Fagales; Fagaceae. The transcript has a single exon. Bases 1 to 1584 code for a protein of 527 amino acids.